CCGCGGCCAGCCCAGUCCGCAAAACUGGUGCCUUCAGUAGAACGCAGCUGGUUGGCCGCGUGGCAAGAUAAUCGGAUUGGCGGAUUAGUUCACGUGAUGAGCGUUUAAGUGCUUUAUCUGUUGACCGUUGCUCUCAAUCAGGUCUGGGCUGACGUGCCUACAAGUUGUGGUUUAAAGAAGACGUGCAUCGACAGAAGUGCCUACGCGUCCGCAGCAGGCAUCCGCAGAGACCGGCAUUAUGCCUUGGCGAUCAUGAAACAAGUGUGACUCUUGGACAGGGGAAGGCACCUUUAAAAGUGAAGAGUAAAAGGCUUUGAUCAGUAUCUGUCUACACACCAAAGCUUAUCCUUUCCUGUAUUAUAAGCUCACAUGAAAUUGCUGUACCUAUAUCUUGUGGGCCUCCAAAAUUGACUCACAUCUACUUGGCAACUCAUUUUUGAAGCUCCAUCCUGAACCUGCACCACAAAAUGGGCAACCAGCCUAAGGCUGUUGAUGAUCUCAUUCAAGCAUUAUCAUACCAUAACCUCCGUCCUGUAAUCCUUCAUGGCUACGCUCUGCCUUUCAUUACUCUCUAUCUUACUUGGAUCUACAUCUGGGUCUUUGUCCGUGGAUUUGAAGAGCACUAUGAAGUUGGACUGAUUGGCAUUGCGGUGAUAGGGUUUGUUCAGAUUCUCACAAGCUUGUUUUGCUUGUGGUCAGUAUCUGUGAAAGUUAUCCUAACCACUUCUCUGGUCAAAUGCCCCACAAAAGCUGCAUAUGUUAAGGUUGUUCCUACUCCAAACAAUGGGUCAUCAGAACUUAUCAGCCUACAUCACCAGAAGGAUGCAAAUGGAGCUGAGGUCAUCUGGUUCAGGUUUCAGAAGGCCAAGUACUUCUGGGAUGACAACAAAAAACAGUUUCGGGCUGUGGAGUUCCCAGUCCAUAACACUCUGGCAUGGUACAAUGCAUGGAGGGGCUAUGAAGAUGAGGAGCAGCUCAAAAGAGCCGAGUGGACUUAUGGAACGAACAUGCUGGACUUGGACGUCCCAGAGUUCGGGGAGCUAUUCAAAGAGCGGGCAGCUGCCCCGUUCUUUGUGUUCCAAGUAUUCUGCGUGGCCCUGUGGUGUAUGGAUGAGUACUGGUACUACUCCAUAUUCACGCUGAUGAUGCUGGUGAUGUUUGAGUGCACGCUGGUGCAGCAGCAGAUGCGGAACAUGUCCGAGAUCAGAAACAUGGGCAACAAACCGUACACCAUACAGGUGUACCGAGGCAAGCGGUGGCGUCCGCUGCCCUCUGACCAGCUGGUGCCGGGCGACAUCGUGUCGGUGACGCGCUCCGAGCACGUGGUGCCCUGCGACCUGCUGCUGCUGCGCGGGCCCUGUAUCGUCGACGAGAGCAUGCUGACCGGCGAGUCGGUACCCCAAAUGAAGGAGCCGGUGGAGGACUGUGAGCCCUCUCAGGAGCUGGACUUGGACACAGAGGGCAAGCUGCACGUGCUGUUCGGUGGGACCAAAGUCGUGCAGCAUACGACGCCGCCCAAAACGACGUCCACGCUGCGAGCCUCGGACAACGGCUGUGUGGCGUACGUGCUGCGCACCGGCUUCUCGACGUCUCAGGGCAAGCUGCUGCGCACCAUCAUGUACGGCGUCAAACGCGUCACGGCCAACAACCUGGAGACGUUCGGCUUCAUCCUCUUCCUGCUCGUGUUCGCGAUCUCCGCCGCCUCCUACGUCUGGAUCGAAGGGACUAAGGACCCCAACCGCAACCGAUACAAGCUGUUCCUGGAAUGUACCCUGAUCCUGACGUCCGUGGUGCCGCCCGAGCUGCCCAUCGAGCUGUCCCUGGCCGUCAACAGCUCGCUCGUCUCGCUCAUCAAGCUGUACGUCUACUGCACGGAGCCGUUCCGUAUACCGUUCGCCGGCAAGGUGGAGAUCUGCUGCUUCGACAAGACGGGCACCCUCACCAGCGACAACCUGAUCGUGGAGGGCGUGGCAGGACUCAGGGACCGGCCGGAGAUCUGCGAGAUCAGCGACGCGCCGCCGGAGACGGUGCAGGUGCUGGCCUCGUGCCACUCGCUGGCCCAGCUGGAGGACGGCCUGGUGGGCGACCCGCUCGAGAAGGCCACGCUCACCGCCGUCGACUGGAAUCUCACGCGAGGGGACGCGGUCAUACCGCGGAAGGGUAAGAUGCCGGGCAUGAAGAUCUUCCACCGCUACCACUUCUCGUCGGCGCUCAAGCGCAUGUCGGUGCUGGCGGGCUACACUGAGCCGGGCACGUCGGAGACGCACUACCUGGCCACCGUCAAGGGCGCGCCCGAGACGCUGAAGCCCAUGUUCGUGGACGCGCCGGACGACUACGACGUCACCUACCUGAAGAUGUCGCGGCGCGGCGCGCGCGUGCUGGCGCUGGGCCGCCGGGACCUGGGACGCCUCAGCCACCAGCAGGUGAAGGAGUUGACGCGGCAGGGCAUCGAGGCCGAGCUGGAGUUUGCCGGCUUCGUGGUCAUCUCGUGCCCGCUGAAGGCUGACUCGCGCGCCGUCAUCAAGGAGAUUCUGGCCUCGUCGCACCAGGUGGCCAUGAUCACCGGCGACAACCCGCUGACGGCGUGUCACGUGGCGCGCGAGCUGCGCUUCAGCGGCCCGGGCCGCACCAUGCUCGUGCUCAGCCGACGCGGCGACACGUGGGGCUGGCUCAGCAUCGACCAGACGGUCUGGCUGCCGCUCAAGCCCAAGUCCUGGCGCGACAUGCUAGCCAGCCACGACCUCUGCGUCACCGGCGAGGGCGUCAGCUUCCUGCAGCAGCGAUCGGCGCAGCUGCUGCAGACGGUGCUGCCGCAGGUGCGCGUGUUCGCGCGCGUUGCGCCCAAGCAGAAGGAGCUGGUGAUCACGACGCUGAAGCACCUGGGCUACACCACGCUCAUGUGCGGCGACGGCACCAACGACGUCGGCGCCCUCAAGCACGCGCAUGUUGGUGUGGCUAUCCUGGCGAACGCGCCUGAGCGUCUGCCGACCAAAAAGAAGCGCGAGCCGGCGGCCGGGGCGGCGGAGGCGGCCUCGCCGCGAGACAAGCUGGACCAGCUGGUGGCGCGCGGCAAGCUGGGCCGACGCAACGACCGGGCCCGCCCCGACCGGCCGAUCGGACCCAGACAGGAUCGGAUCAUCCAGCUUCAAAACAUGUUGAAGGAGAUGGAAGAGGAGGAGGGCGCGCAGGUGGUGAAGCUGGGCGACGCCUCUAUCGCCGCGCCCUUCACCUCCAAACUGUCGUCAAUCAACAGCGUGUGCCACAUCAUCAAGCAGGGCCGCUGCACGCUCGUCACCACGCUGCAGAUGUUCAAGAUCCUGGCGCUCAACGCGCUUAUCCUGGCGUUCUCCCAGUCGGUGCUCUAUCUGGACGGCGUCAAGUUCUCCGACGGCCAGGCCACCCUGCAGGGCGUCCUUCUCGCCGGCAGCUUCCUCUUCAUCUCGCGCUCGAAGCCACUCAAGGUGCUAUCCAGGCAGCGGCCGUUGCCCAACAUCUUCAACGUGUACACCAUCCUGACGGUGCUGCUGCAGUUCGCCGUCCACUUCAGCUGCCUCGUCUUCCUCGUGUCCGAGGCCAAGGCGCGCAUGCCCCAACGGGAGAGCGGGUUCGCAGACCUGGAGAAGGAGUUUGAGCCUAACAUCCUGAACUCCACGGUCUACAUCAUCUCUAUGACGCUGCAGGUGGCUACGUUCGCCAUUAACUACAGGGGCCACCCGUUCAUGGAGAGCCUGUCGGAGAACCGGCCACUGCUCUACAGCAUCGUCGGCUCGCUGGUCGUCGUGUUCACGCUAGCGCUGGGCUUCAUGCCCGAUCUCAAUCAGCAGUUCUCCGUCGUCGAGUUCCCGCAAGAUUUCCGCACGGUGCUGGUGCAGGUGCUGAUGGCCGACAUCGUGCUCUCCUACAUCGUCGACCGGGCCGUGCGCUUUCUGUUCGGCGAGGCGCGGCUACGCAAGGAGCUGCGCGACCACUAGGACAAUCGGCCGCACCAGCGCGCGGGGGCGGGCGCUGUCCGGCGCUGGCCCGUCCCCGCCCGCCGGUCCCGGUCCCGGUCCACGCCGGCGGGCCGGUCCCGUAUCGUGUCACACGCGGCGCGGCGCCGCCGCAUUGGUGUAGUCGUAUGCUAACCGCCGACGGUGCGGGGAGCGUCGUGGGUGCGUGAGGCCCCGGUCGUCGGAAUCGCGGUCAAGGCCGCGGCACAGCCCUCACCUGCCGCGCGCGCGCGCGCGCAUGCCCCCACUCGCCUGUUCGUUUGUGGCGAUGCUUAGCUUGCUGGAGGCGGGCCUGACGGCGCGGCGGUGGAACAUUUUAGCACUGGUAAUUGUUGUUCUCGCUCCCCUACCCUCGCAGAGCCUCGGCCGCAGUGGUGGUGACACCGCGGAUUGGUCUUGCUCUGCGAGCGGUCGCGGAUGCAGUGGUGGCAGUGGUGGAGUGACGUUGCAUCGCUGUAUGUGGAUGUGGGCAAUAUAUGCGCUACGAACGCCGCGUUA
This is a messenger RNA of Pollicipes pollicipes, 4487 nucleotides long. RefSeq names its product manganese-transporting ATPase 13A1. Gene Ontology annotation, biological process: transmembrane transport; intracellular calcium ion homeostasis. Gene Ontology annotation, cellular component: endoplasmic reticulum membrane. Gene Ontology annotation, molecular function: ATPase-coupled monoatomic cation transmembrane transporter activity; ATP binding; P-type ion transporter activity. The record is from RefSeq and is a predicted model, not a curated record. Lineage: Eukaryota; Metazoa; Arthropoda; Thecostraca; Pollicipedomorpha; Pollicipedidae.